Molecule: messenger RNA, 549 nt
Organism: Naegleria gruberi
Lineage: Eukaryota; Heterolobosea; Eutetramitea; Acrasida; Naegleriidae
Exons: 1
Coding region: 1-549 (182 amino acids)
Source: RefSeq, a predicted model, not a curated record
AUGUUUAGUGGACUUAGGAAUAGAGAAGUUAAAGCAGUAAUUGAUACAAUGAAGAAUAAGAAGAAUCCCUCUAUUAAAUAUAUUAUUGAUGCAGAAUUGGAAUUUUUUAAGAAUGAUGCCCGUAAAUCAAUACCAAACCUUUAUUGGUCAACCAUAGGAGACAUGUAUGACAAGAUUGUAAAAAAAUUGAGGGAGCUUGCAGAUAAAGAGGAAAAAGAUCCAUCUGCCUCUAAUACAGUGGUGACCACUCCGGGACGUCAGAUUUUUCUUGUCACUCAAGUAAAUGGAGAUGACUAUGUGGCCGAAUUGGAUAUCAAUAAGGACUUUGUUAAUCUGCAAUCCUUUAAUGCUGCAAUGACUCCUUUUUUUAGUGGAAUUGAUUUUAGCAAGUAUGCUACUUGUUUUGACUAUUGGAGAUGCAGCCCUCCAAUACGUAUUGCAUUAGUGAAUGAUAGUGCAGUUCACGCACUUAAAGAAUAUUCAGAGCAGUGUGAGAAGGAAGGUCGAUUGGAGGUAGCACUGCAAUUUGUUAGCUUACCACAAUUGUAA